Molecule: messenger RNA, 1266 nt
Organism: Aureobasidium melanogenum CBS 110374
Lineage: Eukaryota; Fungi; Ascomycota; Dothideomycetes; Dothideales; Saccotheciaceae
Product: 26S protease-like protein regulatory subunit 6B
Exons: 3
Coding region: 1-1266 (421 amino acids)
Biological process (GO): proteasome-mediated ubiquitin-dependent protein catabolic process
Cellular component (GO): proteasome regulatory particle, base subcomplex
Molecular function (GO): proteasome-activating activity; ATP binding; ATP hydrolysis activity
Source: RefSeq, a predicted model, not a curated record
AUGGCCGACACUGCCGUCGACUCGUACGCAAACACCGUGCCGCCGCACAAGAAACAGCUCUCAUCAUCCAUUCCGAACAUCGAAUCUCUCGAAGGCAUCGGCGCAGACUCUGACGAUCAAUACUCUACAUUCAAGAAGCUCCAAAGACAGCUUGAGUACAUCAAGCUGCAAGAGGAAUACAUCAAGGAUGAACAAAGAUCGCUGAAGAGGGAGCUCGUGCGUGCACAAGAGGAGAUCAAGAGGAUACAGAGUGUGCCACUUGUCAUCGGACAAUUUAUGGAGGCCAUCGAUCAGAACACUGGCAUCGUACAGUCGUCGACUGGAUCCAACUAUGUCGUGCGCAUCCUCUCAACUCUUGAUCGUGAGCUGCUCAAGCCCUCAUCCUCCGUCGCCCUUCACCGCCACUCAAACUCUCUCGUCGACAUCCUCCCUCCAGAGGCAGACUCUUCCAUUGCUAUGCUUGGUGCAGACGAGAAGCCAGAUAUCUCCUACGCUGACGUCGGAGGAUUGGAUAUGCAAAAGCAGGAAAUUAGAGAGGCCGUCGAGCUGCCCCUUACACACUUCGAUCUCUACCACCAGAUCGGUAUCGAUCCUCCCCGUGGUGUUCUCCUUUACGGUCCUCCUGGUACUGGAAAGACUAUGCUAGUAAAGGCUGUGGCCAACAGCACUACCGCAUCCUUCAUCAGAGUCGUCGGAUCCGAAUUUGUUCAGAAGUAUCUGGGUGAGGGUCCUCGUAUGGUCAGAGACGUCUUCCGUAUGGCUCGCGAGAACAGUCCUUGUAUCAUCUUCAUUGACGAGAUCGACGCCAUUGCCACCAAACGUUUCGAUGCUCAGACUGGUGCAGACAGAGAAGUUCAGCGUAUCUUGCUCGAGCUGCUCAACCAGAUGGAUGGUUUCGAUCAGACCAGUAACGUCAAGGUCAUCAUGGCCACCAACCGUGCCGACACUUUGGACCCCGCCCUUCUCCGUCCCGGUCGUCUCGACAGAAAGAUCGAAUUCCCCAACCUUCGCGACAGACGUGAGCGAAGACUGAUUUUCAGCACUAUCGCCGGCAAGAUGAGCUUGAGUCCCGAAGUUGAUCUUGACAGUCUCAUUGUUCGCAACGAUCCUCUGAGUGGUGCUGUCAUUGCUGCCAUCAUGCAGGAAGCUGGUCUGCGAGCUGUCCGAAAGAACCGCUACAACAUCAUUCAGCAAGAUCUCGAGGACGCUUACACCAGCCAGGUAAAGGGAGCGUCUGAGGCAGACAAGUUCGACUUCUACAAGUAA